Trachymyrmex cornetzi is the source of this 1189-nucleotide messenger RNA. RefSeq names its product protein anon-73B1. The coding region runs from base 769 to 1038 and encodes 89 amino acids. The record is from RefSeq and is a predicted model, not a curated record. Gene Ontology annotation, cellular component: membrane. The transcript is spliced from 3 exons. NCBI's taxonomy places the organism in Eukaryota, Metazoa, Arthropoda, Insecta, Hymenoptera, Formicidae.
CUACGCCGAACCUGACCGAGCCUGAACCAAGCUGAGCCGAGCACAACCGAGCCAUUCCGAGCGGAUGGCCUCGGCAGGAUUCGGCGUGUAAACCGAAGAUCCACGAUCGCGAUCUCGAAUUUUUCGUCGACCUCCCGAAAGUGGCCGAAAGUCGCGCGAAUCCUCCGCCAUCGUUCACCACUGUCGCGGCACUCGCGGCCGCUUAGGCGGCUUAGGUUCCAUGAAACGUCACGAUUACUGUGACGGGACUACAGUGGCUGGGAAGGACGUGCAUACAUAUGUUUAUGAACGUUCUAAUGUUGGUACUAUCUGUCGCUACACGCGAGAGAAUACGAGGCGACGAUCUUCGCCGGUCACUGUCGUUUAUUGAUUUCCUGGCUUUAUAGAGAUAUAUAUUUCUCGCAUAAAUACCGCGAGAUACGAUGUGCCGGCGUGAUUGAACAGGUACUUGUCGCUCGAGGACUCUCGUUUUGAUGGAGUCCGCAGAAAGUUCUUUGCGCGAGAAAAGGAAGACAGGAAAGGCAGGAUUGUUUUUCGUGCGAAAACUGCUUGGAGCAAAAGAAUGAAAUGCCAUUAGAAAAAAAAAGAAAAAAGAACCGAGAAAAUAAUUCGUCAAGCCCGAACAUAAAUUUAUGAAUGAACAGGUUUCAAAUGAUUAUACGCUUCCGCGAUUUUUGUGGGGAUGUGACGUACUUCGCGGAAUUGAAAUAAUUGAAUUCCAUCGCGUGGAUUGACGAUAAAAGCCCAUGUGCUUUUUUAUAUUUAGAGAUGGCUGACGCGGAUCCACAAUUUAAACGCCUUUUACUGCCAGCAGAGGAAACUCUAUUUGAACAGUUGCUGAGAUUCGGCCUUUAUGUAGGUGCAGUAUUCCAAAUCAUGUGCUUGUUAGCUAUAGUCGUGUAUCAGGCUGGUCCAUCCGACGGUGUGGCAGCUCUAAAGGAUGACCCAAGUGAUGUUGAAUGUUCCGAAAACAGUCCUCAAGUGACACCAAGAAGACCUCAUCGGCCACGGAAGCAGGAAAAAAAGAAAAGGCGUUGAAUUGUUUACAUUUCCUGUGACAUUACUUUGAUAUUAAUCUCAUAAUCUUACAUCAGAUGUUUUCCAUUUGGUGACACAAGUUUUGUCUCUAUUACUCAUGAAACGUAAAAAAAAAUAGGACGACAUUUGUAUCGACUAUAUUCAUUAAAUG